AUGGAAAACUUUUUUGAUAAAUAGGCUUAUUAAAUUGAAACCGGAAUUCCGAUCUUCAAACAAAUAGUAUUACUUAAAAUAUAAUCAAAUGAUGUUGUAAGAUGUCAUUUGAAAUUGGAGAAUACCUAAAUUUCUUUGUAUGACUACUGCAAAGAAGAAUUGAUAUUAAAUACUAUAAAUAUUGCUAAUUCUUAUCUUGAAUUUACACUCCAUGUCUGCAUGGGAAGGGGAGUCUAUAUCAAACAAUCUUCUAAAUAAUUGUAGAUUUUUGGAUUAACACCAUAAUUGAUCUAAAUACUGAAAUUAUACGGAAUUUAAAAAGAUUUUGCGACUCAAUAUACAGUUAUAAAGGAAAUAGGAAGGGGAAGUUUUGGAAAAGUAAUAUCAUUUGUGUAAUAUGAAUAGGUGUAUUAAGUAAAAAAUGUGUAAAAUAAUUAACUAUAUGCUGUGAAAAUGUUUGAAAAAUAAUUACUUUUGGAUACUAAAUAUAGAUAAGCAAUUAGAAAAGAGAUACAAAUCUUACGAUUAAUGGAUCAUCCCAAUGUACUUUCUAUAGUAGAAUGUUUUGAGAGUGAACAAUGCAUAUUUUUGGUAGAAGAAUUACUUGACAGCCAUUUGUAAAUAGGUGUAGAUUGUAUACUAAAGGAAGAAAAAGCAAUCCUCAUUUUAAUCAAAGUUUUAAAAGGAUUAGAAUAUAUCCAUUCGAAAAAUAUAUUACAUAGAGAUAUCAAACCAAAUAAUAUAUUACUUAGAAGUAAUGGAGAACCAGUAAUUUCAGAUUUUGGAUUUGCUGAUUUCUAUAGACUAGAUGGAAAUUAUUUAUUUCUAAAAUGUGGAACAAAUGGUUAUCUUGCUCCUGAAAUGAUUACUACUUAAAAUUAUAAUUACAAGGUAGAUAUAUAUAGUCUAGGAGUGGUAUUUCGUUAAUUAUUAACUGGUUGUGCAUCAAAUCUGUUUGAUAUUAGCACUUUAUCUAAUGAUUGUCAGAAGUUGAUAUAAGGAAUGCUAUGUUCUAAUCCUAAUAAUAGACUAUCUAUCAAUGAAAUAAGAUAAAAUAAUCUUAUUAGAAGAAUUUUAAGAAGAUCUUAAAUACUCAAAGCAAUGUCUAAUAUAUCAGAAAAAGCAAAGUGUUGUUUUAUUAAUGACUAAAAAAAUGAUGUUGAAACCAAAAGCUUUUCUAUAUAUUAAUCUUAAAUACCUUCUCUAAAGAGUUUAUGA
Messenger RNA from Paramecium pentaurelia, 1218 nucleotides. NCBI's taxonomy places the organism in Eukaryota, Ciliophora, Oligohymenophorea, Peniculida, Parameciidae. The record is from the annotation of a GenBank genome assembly.